AUGGAUAUGGCGUUGGAUGCAUCCAUCCGCACCUUGGACGCGCAUCCUGCGACAAAGAUCGACCGGCGCACCAGCCAUGAACACGGAGGGUGGCGCAGCGUGUACGAUGGAAGUCACCCACGCACCGGACGAACUCGACACGGACCUGCUCGACGCCGCCGACAUCAAGCUGCAGAAGAACAAGUACCAGCGCGAAAAGCAAGGCAAGUACCGCCAACAGGAGCACGCGCUGCGGGCGCACUUGCGCCGCCGUGUUGCCGAGUUGGAAGCGAUGUUACUUCGAGUGAAACGACGAGGCAGUCUCAUGCUGUCGUGGGAAGAUAUUGCGAUCACCAUGCGCGAGGCACGCGACGUCGCCGUCGUCGAAAACCACCGACUCCACCAGCAAAUCCAACACGUCCGAACUCUCAUGAACGACAUGAGGCGAUGGGUCCAAUCGACUCGAACGGUAUCUCCCUGUCAUGCCAACGCGACGUGGCGCAACUUCACAUUGCUGCGGCACCCCGAGUCCCGCAAGGUCGGCAUGGAAUGGAUUACACAGCAGCUAUACCACAACUUAGACAACGUCCAGAAGCAGUACGGGUUUCCGCCCAUGUUCUCGACGGUCACCGAAGAUGAUCUGAAUGUCGUGUUCGACGAUGACGGGUGCUACCAGUUCAUUCGGCGGCACGAGCUCUUCAUGCAGCACUCGCUCGACGAACUGCGCGGCGUCAUGCAAGCUGACAUUUGGCAAUUCAUGAUCAAUUAUGCCCGCCUGCACGUUUGCAGCGACACCCCACACGUCGCGAUUCGCCACCAGACACUCGACGGCGCGUACGAGCAAAGCAACUUUCUCAGCCGCGAAUUCAUCGACGGCGACCGCAUUGUGUACGUGGGGCAGCAAAUCCACGAAGACGAGGACGCGCCGACGAUGAAGCUCCAGCGCCACCGACACGUGUGGUACAUCUUGCAGCGCAUCUCGCCGACUGUGACCAAGAUCCGCAUGUUGUUUAUCGUGUCGUCCAGCUUUUCCAAGGACGGGAAAACCCCCCUGUGCGAAGAAGCGCGAGGAUUCUGGGACCUCGACCUCCACGGCCUCGACGAAGACACCAUGCAGCGCAAGUUCCGGCAGCAUGCGCUCGCCGUCUGCGACGUCAGGCACCACCAACGCCUCGAUCAGUACUUGGAGUCUGUCAACACGUACCUUCGCGAGAGGGCCACGAUGCGGAAGACAGACCUUUGACGGCUGAACGAGGGCAGCAAUUGAACAGAGGGGGUACCCAAGGUGAAAAGCACGCAGAGUGCGCAGCACGGAGGCGUCAUGCCAGGCCAUGGAGUGCCAGUCAUGGUCUGCGCCAUGACUUGCUCUCUGCCCGCACACACUGGCCUUGCGUGGCACCGAUGACGCCGCGCCUCGACAAAUCCAAACACACCGCUCGAAUGCAUCGGUCCCGUGCGUCCAAGCAAUGCUGUGAGUGGGAAUCUCCGUCGCAGAGAUGUUGCUCCUGCACGUCCUCCUUCGGAGGUCCAAGCAAGUGCCGGCAGAGUUCGCGGGGCUCUUCACCAUGGCACGACAGAGCUUCGAGUUCAUUCAAUACAGCCAUUACGUUAGACAAAGCGAGCGGCGCCACUCGUACGAACGAAUGUCUUGUGGUUACGGCGCUUGGCGAUAGCAAAUAUACGAGCUGCA
Molecule: messenger RNA, 1669 nt
Organism: Aphanomyces invadans
Lineage: Eukaryota; Oomycota; Saprolegniomycetes; Saprolegniales; Verrucalvaceae
Exons: 3
Coding region: 17-1222 (401 amino acids)
Source: RefSeq, a predicted model, not a curated record